Molecule: messenger RNA, 966 nt
Organism: Penicillium olsonii
Lineage: Eukaryota; Fungi; Ascomycota; Eurotiomycetes; Eurotiales; Aspergillaceae
Source: the annotation of a GenBank genome assembly
AUGAGCGGAAUCGCCAAAAGCAAACUGGCUACCGCCGUGACCACUGCCGGUGGCCUCGGCCAGAUAGGGUUUCUGGAUGACCCCCAGGACCUCACAGACGAACUGGAACUCACAAAGAAGGCCCUAGCAAAUAUUGAAUCACAAACUCUUCCAAUUGGCCUUGGAGUGAUCGUCUUCGGAACACCGAUGAAACCCUGGCUGGACCUGUUCGCAAAAUACAAACCCGCUGUUGCAUGGUUAUCAUUCGCUAGCGCGGACGAGCUUAAAGAAUGGUCGGAGGGUAUUCGACGUGCCUCGCCACAGACGCGCAUAUGGAUUCAGCUAGGAAGUGUCUCUGCCGCUGUGGAGGUGGCGCAAGCAUGUCGGCCUGAUGCGCUUGUUCUACAGGGUAUCGAUGCUGGUGGUCAUGGGCAUGAGGACGGGGCUAGUGUUGUGUCUCUCAUUCCAGAGGUUACGGAUACUCUUUCCGAGCUUGGUUUUGAUAUUCCCUUGAUCGCUGCGGGUGGAAUUGUUGACGGGAGAGGCUGUGCGGCGGCAUUGAGUCUUGGUGCUUCCGCAGUAGUGAUGGGAACUCGGUUCCUUGCUGCUGAAGAAACUGCCAUUCCGGCCAUUUAUCGGAGUGCGAUAUUCGAGGCAUCGGAUGGAGGGCAGGUAACGGCGAGAUCGAGGGUGUUUGAUGAGAUUUGGGGCCCGAACUUUUGGCCGAAGACUUAUGAUGGACGGUGUUUGAAGAAUCAGGUCUAUCAACAAUAUACAUCUGGGGUUGAUAUACGGAAGAUCCGAUCGUGGUUGUCUAAUGCGAUGAAUGGCCCUGAUGCUGAGAGGUUGAGUGUUCAAGACAUGGGGAGCAUUUGGGCUGGGACGGGUGUUGGGAUGGUCAAGAGGCAGGAGAAGGCGGCAGACAUUGUUCAAGAAGUCAGAGGUGAUACAAUCAGGUACUUAGAGCGGGCAUUGAAGUAUCUGUGA